Messenger RNA from Haemorhous mexicanus (house finch), 2624 nucleotides. It is a transcript of the gene HMGB1, whose product is annotated as high mobility group box 1. Gene Ontology annotation, molecular function: DNA binding, bending. The coding region runs from base 193 to 840 and encodes 215 amino acids. NCBI's taxonomy places the organism in Eukaryota, Metazoa, Chordata, Aves, Passeriformes, Fringillidae. The transcript has 5 exons. Gene Ontology annotation, biological process: regulation of transcription by RNA polymerase II. Gene Ontology annotation, cellular component: nucleus. The record is from RefSeq and is a predicted model, not a curated record.
GAGUAAUGUUACCAGCGCCGCGAGUGUGAGGAGGCUGCGUAUCGAUCCCGCGCUCAGCCAUUGCGGUGCACCGGGCUGCACAGCGACCCAGCCAGCGCUGGGGCCGGGCGGGCGGCCGCGGGAGCGUCUCUGGGGCUCGGGGCCGAGCGAGGGCUGCGUGCCGACUCUGUCUGACACGGAAAAUCAGCAAAAAUGGGUAAAGGUGAUCCUAAGAAGCCGAGAGGUAAAAUGUCUUCAUACGCCUUCUUUGUGCAAACCUGUCGGGAGGAGCACAAGAAGAAACAUCCAGAUGCGUCAGUGAACUUCUCAGAGUUCUCAAAAAAAUGCUCAGAACGAUGGAAGACUAUGUCUUCUAAGGAGAAAGGGAAGUUUGAAGAUAUGGCAAAGGCUGACAAGCUUCGUUAUGAAAAAGAAAUGAAAAACUAUGUACCACCUAAGGGGGAAACAAAAAAGAAGUUCAAGGAUCCAAAUGCACCGAAGAGGCCUCCUUCGGCUUUUUUCUUGUUUUGCUCUGAGUUUCGUCCAAAAAUCAAAGGAGAACAUCCCGGUCUGUCCAUUGGAGAUGUCGCAAAGAAACUGGGAGAGAUGUGGAACAACACCGCUGCAGACGAUAAACAGCCUUAUGAGAAGAAGGCUGCUAAGCUGAAGGAGAAAUAUGAAAAGGAUAUCGCUGCAUACCGGGCCAAAGGGAAGGUUGAUGGAGGCAAGAAAGUAGUUGCCAAGGCUGAGAAGAGCAAGAAGAAGAAGGAAGAGGAGGAGGAUGAGGACGAAGAUGAAGAGGAUGAAGAUGAUGAAGAGGAGGAAGAAGAGGAGGAUGAAGAUGAUGAUGAUGAUGAAUAAGUCUCUUUUAGAGCAAUUUCUUUCUUGUCUAUAAAGCAUUUAACCCCCCUGUACACAACUCACUCCUUUUAAAGAAAAAAAAAAAUUGAAAUGUAAGGCUGUGUAAGAUUUGUUUUUAAACUGUACAGUGUCUCUUUUUUUGUAUAGUUAACACACUACCGAAUGUGUCUUUAGAUAGCCCUGUCCUUAGUGGUAUUUCAAUGGCCACUAACCUUGCCUGGUACAGUGUGGGGGUUGUAAAUUGGCAUGGGAGUUAUAAAGCAGGUUCUUGUUGGUGCACAGCACAAAUUUAGUUAUAUUUGGGGAUGUAGUUCAUUUCUCAUCUUCAGUUGUCUCUGAUGCAUCAUAAAAAUAAUUGUUGUUCUGUUAACUGAAUACCACUCUGUAAUUGCAAAAAGGAAGAAAAAAAAGUUGCAGCUGUUUUGUUGACAUUCUGAAUGCUUCUAAGUAAAUACAAUUUUUUUUAUUAGUAUUGUUGUCCUUUUAAUAGGUGCCCUUGAGAAUCAUACUUGUCCUUUUCUCUUUUUUUUUUCCUUUUUUUUUUUUCUUUUGAGGGGAACUCAUCUUUUGCUUUAUUGAAUGCCCGUAUGGGAUCACGGGAAUAUUACAGUUUUCAUCUUUCAUAUAACCAGCUGAUAAACAAAGCUUUGAUCUGCAUACCCUGCAUUAUCAUGAUAGGGUAAGAAAAGAAAUAUAUAGGCAUAUGAUGAAAAUCUUCCAUAACUGGAAACAACAAAAAUUCAAUCUCAGCAAACGGAUACUCGUUCAGAUUUUUGUGAAAUGUAAUAUUCUAUUGCGUUGCAUGAGUUUACCAGUCUUGGACAGUUGAGAAGUAUAGAGUUCAAUUUUACAGAAACUAAAUACUUUGGGGGGUGGGGAGGGAGGGAAUGUUAAAUUUUGUCCUAGAAGGACCCAUAGGAAGAGUGUAUGUCCAUCCGGUGUAGAGAAAUUUACACGUGUGACUCUGUUACCAUGUAAUGGAAGUUAUAUUUGUAAAUCUCUGAACACCUGGGAGUGAUGAGCGUACCUAAAAUGUGUAAAGUUAAAAGCAUGAAAUGACCAUAUUAUUUUUUGGUGACAGGUCUGGUGAUGGCCACGGGCUUUAUACCAUGAGACUCCUGGUAGCAAAGGGCCCACAAGAAAUGAUUUUUCUUUCUAAGAUUUCUAUAAAUGGUACCAUUAUUAUUUGUUAAAUCUAUGUAAAUUCAUAUUUGUAUUCUUGAAAUUCUAGUUUUAGCCCUUUAAACAAAGUUGUAUAUUGUCUCAAAUUGAAAAUGAGAUAAGAUGUAUUUUUCCUGUUAGGUUUUAUACCGCACUCUUGAUGUUUGCCCAUUUUUAAGUUAAAUAUAGUUGUAUGGAAAAGUACAUUUUAUUAAAUUUUGCAUUAAAAAGUUAAAUGUUUAUGGUAUACCAACAAUGUCUAAUUUGGUCAAAUACAGUUCUCUUCCAAAACCAAAGCUGAGGGGUUUUUUGCAUAUUUAGUAAAACUUCAAGUGCUGGCAGCUGUAACUAUUUUCACAUAUACCUGCUUACCAGUUUGGGGGACAAUUCGGCAAUUUUGUGGUUACAAAAUUAUGGUUCUCUUAAGUGCCAGUGUUUAAAAACAAACAAAAAAAAGCAUUCUUGUAAUUUUACACGCUUUUGUGAUGGAGUAUUGUUUUGUUAUACAAUUUUGACUUUCAGAUUCUUAUUUCAAUUUGCAUUUAUGUAUAACUUCAGGAGAAAUAUUGAACAUCUGAAAUCCUGGAUGAUACUAAUAAACUAAUAAUUGCAGAGGUUUUAAA